Molecule: messenger RNA, 6688 nt
Organism: Hippopotamus amphibius kiboko
Lineage: Eukaryota; Metazoa; Chordata; Mammalia; Artiodactyla; Hippopotamidae
Gene: ERBIN
Product: erbb2 interacting protein
Exons: 27
Coding region: 149-4537 (1462 amino acids)
Biological process (GO): neurotransmitter receptor transport, endosome to postsynaptic membrane; neurotransmitter receptor transport postsynaptic membrane to endosome
Cellular component (GO): postsynaptic density; postsynaptic membrane; adherens junction
Molecular function (GO): protein binding
Source: RefSeq, a predicted model, not a curated record
UCGGCUGGAUCCGAAGUGACUAAUGAAGGGAAGGAAAUCAUGUCUGGCGAAGCCUUGAAAAAGCUGCCCUGAGACACUGCCCGGCCGAAAGAAUGUUGGCUCAAUUAAGAAACAUCAGGGAGAUAAAUUCAGCCCAGUGUGUCUAAAAAUGACUACAAAACGAAGUUUGCUAGUGCGGUUGGUACCAUGUCGUUGUCUACGAGGAGAAGAGGAGACUGUCACUACUCUUGAUUAUUCUCAUUGCAGUUUGGAACAGGUUCCCAAAGAGAUUUUUACUUUUGAAAAAACUUUGGAGGAGCUCUACUUAGAUGCUAAUCAGAUUGAAGAGCUUCCAAAGCAACUUUUUAACUGUCAGUCUCUACACAAACUCAGUUUGCCAGAUAAUGAUUUAACAACAUUACCAGCAUCUAUUGCAAAUCUCAUUAAUCUCAGGGAACUGGAUGUCAGCAAGAAUGGAAUACAGGAGUUUCCAGAAAAUAUAAAAAAUUGUAAAGUUUUGACAGUCGUGGAGGCCAGUGUAAAUCCUAUUUCCAAGCUUCCUGAUGGAUUUUCUCAGCUGUUAAACCUAACCCAGUUAUAUCUGAAUGACGCUUUCCUUGAGUUCUUGCCAGCUAAUUUUGGCAGAUUAACUAAACUCCAGAUAUUAGAACUGAGAGAAAACCAGCUGAAAAUGUUGCCAAAAACCAUGAAUAGACUGACCCAGCUGGAAAGACUGGACUUGGGAAGCAAUGAGUUCACAGAGGUGCCUGAAGUACUUGAGCAGCUAAGUGGAUUGAAAGAAUUUUGGAUGGAUGGCAAUAGACUGACUUUUAUUCCAGGGUUUAUCGGUAGUUUGAAACAGCUCACAUAUUUGGACGUUUCUAAAAAUAAUAUUGAAAUGGUUGAAGAAGGAAUUUCAGCAUGUGAAAACCUUCAAGACCUCCUAUUAUCAAGCAAUUCACUUCAACAACUGCCUGAGACUAUUGGUUCAUUGAAGAAUGUAACAACUCUUAAAAUAGAUGAAAAUCAGUUAAUGUAUCUACCAGACUCUAUAGGAGGGUUAGUAUCAAUAGAAGAACUGGAUUGUAGCUUCAAUGAACUUGAAGCUUUGCCUUCAUCUGUUGGGCAGCUUACUAAUAUAAGAACCUUUGCUGCAGAUCAUAAUUACUUACAACAGUUACCCCCAGAGAUUGGAAGCUGGAAAAAUAUAACUGUGCUGUUUCUCCAUUCCAAUAAACUUGAGACACUUCCAGAGGAAAUGGGGGAUAUGCAAAAAUUAAAAGUUAUUAAUUUGAGUGACAAUAGAUUAAAAAAUUUGCCCUUUAGCUUUACAAAGCUACAGCAAUUGACUGCUAUGUGGCUCUCAGAUAAUCAGUCCAAACCCCUGAUACCUCUUCAAAAAGAGACUGAUUCAGAGACCCAGAAAAUGGUGCUUACUAACUACAUGUUCCCUCAGCAGCCAAGGACUGAGGAUGUUAUGUUUAUAUCAGAUAAUGAAAGUUUUAAUCCAUCAUUGUGGGAGGAACAAAGAAAACAGCGGGCUCAAGUGGCAUUUGAAUGUGAUGAAGACAAAGAUGAGAGGGAGGCACCUCCCAGAGAGGGAAAUUUAAAGAGAUAUCCAACACCAUACCCAGAUGAGCUUAAGAAUAUGGUCAAAACUGUUCAAACCAUUGUACAUAGAUUAAAAGAUGAAGAGACUAACGAAGACUCUGGAAAAGAUUUGAAACCACAUGAAGAUCAGCAAGUUGUAAAUAAUGAUGUGGGUGUGAAGGUAACUUCAGAAAGUACUACUCCAGUAAGAAGCAAAGCUGAUGAAAGAGAAAAGUAUAUGAUAGGAAAUUCUAUACAAAAGGCCAGUGAACCUGAAGCUGAGGUCAGUCCUGGGAAUCUACCAGUGAAUGCAAAUAUGAAAGCCUCUGAGAACUUGAAGCAUAUUGUGAACCAUGAUGAUGUUUUUGAGGAAUCUGAAGAACUUUCUUCUGAUGAAGAGAUGAAAAUGGCAGAGAUGCGACCACCAUUAAUUGAAACCUCUAUUAACCAGCCCAAAGUGGUAGCACUUAGUAAUAACAAAAAAGAUGAUACAAAGGAUACAGAUUCUUUAUCAGAUGAAGUUACACACAAUAGCAAUCAGAAUAACAGCAACUGUUCUUCUCCAUCUCGGAUGUCUGAUUCAGUUUCUCUUAAUACUGAUAGUAGUCAAGAUACCUCACUCUGCUCUCCAGUGAAACAAACUCAUAUUGGUAUUAAUUCCAAAAUCAGGCAAGAAGAUGAAAAUUUUAACAGCCUUUUACAAAAUGGAGAUAUUUUGAAUCAUUCAACAGAGGAAAAAAUCAAGGUUCCUGAUAAAAAAGAUUUUAACUUACCUCAGUAUGAUUUGAAUAUUGAAGAGCAAUUAGUUCUUAUUGAAAAAGGUGUUGACUCAACAUCCACAUCUGAUGAGUCUCACAAAUUAGACCAUAUCAAUAUGAAUCUUAAUAAACUGGUAACUAAUGAUACAUUUCAACCAGAGAUAAUGGAAAGAUCAAAGACACAGGAGACAGUGCUUGGAAUGGGUUUUUUAAGCAAUAAUGCUAAAGGAGAAGCUGAGCACUUGGAAAAUGGAAACAAGUAUCCUAAUGUUGAAUGCAUAAAUAAGGUUAAUGGACAUUCUGAGGAAAGGCCACAGUCUCCUAGGAGGACUGAACCACAUGACACCGAUUCUUCUGUUGAUGUGGGUCUUUCCAAAAGCAUUGAAGAUCUCUCCCCUCAGAGAAGUGGGCCAGUUGGAUCUGUUGUGAAAUCUCAUAGCAUAACUAAUAUGGAGACUGGAGGGCUAAAAAUCUAUGACAUUCUUAGUAAUAAUGGACCUCAGCAGGCAAGUGCAACAGUUAAAGUAGCAUCUACUAUUGAUGGAAAAAAUAUAGUCAGGAGCAAGUCAGCUACGCUUUUGUAUGAUCAACCACUGCAGGUAUUUACUGGUUCUUCUUCAUCUUCUGAUUUGGUAUCUGGUACAAAGGCAAUUUUCAAGUUUGACUCAAAUCAUAAUCCUGAAGAACCAAAUAUAAUAAGAGGCCCAACAACAAGUGGCCCACAGUCUACGCCUCAAAUGUAUGGUCUCCCACAGUAUAAUGUCCAGUACAGUAGCAGUGCUGCAGUCAAGGACUCUUUGUGGCACUCCAAACAAAAUCCCCAAGUAGAUCAUGUCAGUUUUCCUCCUCAGCGCUUUCCUAGAUCAGAGAGUGCAGAAAAUCACAGUUAUGCUAAACAUUCUGCCAAUAUGAAUUUCUCUAAUCAUAACAACGUUCGAGCUAAUAUUGGAUACCAUUUACAUCAGAGACUUGGUCCAGGAAGACAUGGGGAAAUGUGGGCCAUCUCGCCAAAUGACCGACUUAUUCCUGGAGCAACUCGAACUACGAUUCAGCGACAGAGUAGUGUAUCCUCUACGGCCUCCAUAAAUCUUGGUGAGCCAGGUCCCACGAGGCGGGCCCAAGUUCCUGAAGGAGAUUAUUUAUCAUACAGAGAGUUACAUUCAGUGGGAAGAACUCCUCCAAUGAUGUCAGGGUCACAGAGACCUCUUUCUGCACGAACAUACAGCAUUGAUGGUCCAAAUGCAUCAAGGCCUCAGAGUGCUCGACCCUCUGUUAGUGAAAUACCAGAGAGAACUAUGUCAGUUAGUGAUUUCAAUUAUUCACGGACUAGUCCUUCAAAAAGACCAAAUGCAAGGGUUGGUUCUGAGCAUUCAUUAUUAGAUCCUCCAGGAAAAAGUAAAGUUCCUCAUGAUUGGCGAGAACAAGUACUGCGACACAUCGAGGCCAAAAAGUUAGAAAAGAGCAUGCUGUCAAGGUCCUUUAAUUCCAAUUUUACUGCUGUAAGCAACUUUCACUAUGGCAGCUCUAGGGAUCUGCAUGGCAGCCAAGGCAGUCUUGCCUUGAGUAUUGCAGACGGAAGAGGUUCUGGUGGGCACAUUUUUCGACAUCCCCAGACAUCCUGUCCAGGAGAUCCUUGCCAAGAUGAUAUAUUCAUUUCAGGACAGCAGAACUACCCAUCAGCUACACUUAGUCACAAAGAUGUUCUUCCAGACAGCUUGAUGAAAAUGCCUUUGAGUAAUGGACAGAUGGGCCAGCCUCUCAGGCCUCAGGCAAAUUAUAGUCAAAUACAUCACCCCCUUCCUCAGGCAUCUGUGGCAAGGCAUCCCUCUAGAGAACAACUAAUUGAUUACUUGAUGCUGAAAGUGGCCCACCAGCCUCCAUACACACAGCCCCAUUGUUCUCCUAGACAAGGCCAUGAACUGGCAAGGCAAGAGAUUCGAGUGAGAGUUGAAAAGGAUCCAGAACUUGGAUUUAGCAUAUCAGGAGGGGUUGGGGGAAGAGGAAACCCGUUCAGACCUGAUGAUGAUGGUAUAUUUGUAACAAGGGUACAGCCUGAAGGACCAGCAUCAAAAUUAUUGCAACCAGGUGAUAAAAUUAUUCAGGCUAAUGGCUACAGUUUUAUCAAUAUUGAACAUGGACAAGCAGUGUCCUUGCUAAAAACUUUCCAGAACACAGUAGAACUCAUCAUUGUACGAGAGGUUUCCUCAUAAGAGCUGUGGACUAAAAAAUGGAGACAGCAAGAUUUAUUGGAAGAUACUUGCAGGGGAAGUUAAUAUUUUGACUAUUUUUAUAUAUAAAGAAGAACUCAAAAAAUUAUGUUCAAAUUUGUACAUUAAUGAAAUAAUGGAACUUGUGGUUAGAGGGAAAGAACCACUGUACAGUAUAUAGGGGAGACUAUUGAAUUCAUACCAUAUAAAACUUCUUGUUAGGUUUUUAAACAUAGCAAUCAAGGCUACAAAAACAAAUGUAUGUUGUUUUUGUAUAGAGUGUAGGUUUAUUUUUGGAUUUCAUACACAUGAUUGAACUCUGUGCAAGGCUCUAGUUAGCCUUGAUUGUAGCCUAGAGACAGAUGGCAGAGCUAUCUAUCUCAUAGCUUUUAUGCCCUUAUUUUUAUUCAACUGGUAUUAAUGUUUUUCUGCUGAAACUUUUUUUUAAUGUGGGCAAGAGAUUUGAAGUGUUGGCUUUUGCUAUGUGCAUAUUGAAUUGAAGAGUGAGUAGGUGAAGGUGGUGCUGGUGGGUUCACUUUCCAAGGCCAGAUUGAACAGUUAUUUCCUAUAAAAAUCUGGAAGCAAAGAAUGAAAAAUCGGCUGUUAAUGUGUUUUUAUUAAUAGAAUAAUGCAAUAAAAAAUGUGAUGUCUUUUUAAAGAAAUAAAAAAGACAAUAAUUGCAUUGUAUGAGCUCUAUAGGAUCUGUUCUUGUCAUAGCCAUUGACUAUACAUUUACUACUAGUGAAUCACUUUUCAAGUUUUUAGUCACAGGAGAUUUUUAACUGUGCUGUAGAUGCAUGUCCGUGCAUCUUUUCUUUUUUCUCUUUUCUUUUCUCUUCUCUUCUCUUCUCUUCUCUUCUCUUCUCUUCUCUUCUCUUCUCUUCUCUUCUCCCUCUCUCUUUCUGCCUGCCUGCCUGGCUUCUCUCCUUCCUUCCUUCCUUCUUUCCUUCCUUCCUUCCUUCCUUCCUUCCUUCCUUCCUUCCUUCCUUCCUUCCUUUUCGUCUGUGCAUUUUCUGUGAUGCAGAAAUCCCUUGAUUUUUUUUGCCAGUGGUGGUACUUGCAAUCUGUUUUAUAAUUAGUACUCCAUUUUAAUCUUAAUUUAUAAUUUUUAUUUUAAGCAACAAAUGAAACUAAAAUGGCCAGUUUUAAGAUUGUGUUGCUGUAACACAAAAUAUGAGAAGAUUUAGGAAAGCCUCUUGAUUUUGUUUGGCCUCACAUUGCCUUGGUAAAGUAAAAGGAAACAGUACGCAUGGAGCUAGGAAACCAAAGCAAGUUUGUGAAACUGGCACAGUGAUAGAGAAUUGCUGUGGAGAGUUGUAGAGCAAAGGAAUGGGUCCUAGAGGCCUACCAGUGUGUAAUGGUGUUCAAAUAAAGGGCUGUUCCUACAGGUAACAUUAAAUGUGAACUCGACACUUCAGAGUCUUUAAAGGGUUUCUAAGUGUAUCAGUGUAAUAGUGUUUUACCACCAACUGCCUUUGUUCCUAGUUAAUGUAACAAUUACUUGAUAGAGGUUUAUUAAUUUUGUUCAGACCAUUAAUUUUAUUUGUUUUUUGUUCUGUCUAUGUAAUCAAAUAAAAUUUGAGUAACAUGCAAUGGUAAGAAUUAAUGCACGGUUAUUUGGACCAGAAAAAAGUGCCAGAGAAGACCAAUAACUGUUUUUAGUCGAGGCUAGUCUGAAGCCUUUCAUUAGAGCAAUAUUCAGUUAUUGCAAUUCAUUUUUAAUUACUAAGAAAUAUAAUUUUGGAAUUUUUAAUCUGUUAUGCUUUGUUCUUCAACCUUGUUUUAAGGUUAAGUCUUUUAUAGGACUAGCAAAAACAGCAAGCUACAUUAUUUUUGCAAAAGUGAGUUGGACUCGUUUGUUUCUUGCUAGUCAGAGUAAAUAGGCAGUACUUUUAAAAAGAUGUGAACUCCAAUACUGCACUUCUUUCAAGAUGUUAUCAAUUGAAUUGGUUAUUGUACUGUAUAGUUUUAAUAAUAUUGAUUGAAACCCUUUAACAACUCUUUGUAAAUUUUAACUCAUUUUAGUUGAUUUUCAGUACUAUUUACAUAGAAAUUGAUUUUUAUGGAUAUAGUAGAAAAAAUGUGCUGUAUUUUGAUAAAAUUCAUUUAUUGUAUGUGUGUUGUAAUCUCUAAAAAAAUGACAAACAGCUUCUU